Messenger RNA from Fomitiporia mediterranea MF3/22, 330 nucleotides. RefSeq lists its product as uncharacterized. Gene Ontology annotation, molecular function: protein binding. The coding region runs from base 1 to 330 and encodes 109 amino acids. The record is from RefSeq and is a predicted model, not a curated record. The transcript is spliced from 2 exons. NCBI's taxonomy places the organism in Eukaryota, Fungi, Basidiomycota, Agaricomycetes, Hymenochaetales, Hymenochaetaceae.
AUGAGCAAUUCUGAUAGUGACUCUGGCAGUGCAUCGGAUAGCUCUUCUUCUCCUGCUCCACCCCUGCCGACCACUGUUCUUUCUACUGCUACCGAAGACCGCUCUACCACACCGUCACCUUCACAGGAUCGGAAGGCGACUCUGAGUCCGGCACAAUAUAGAUUUUGUGUGUCGACAGUACGCAAGUUAUGUAAGCUUAAGGACGCGACACCCUUUCUUAAUCCCGUUGAUCUGGUGGCAUUUAACAUCCCUCAUUAUCCGAGUAUUGUAAAACAUCCCGUGGACUCUGCAAUCCUUUAUUGCAAACUCGUUGCUUCUAAUCCUGUGUAG